Drosophila subpulchrella is the source of this 3289-nucleotide messenger RNA. RefSeq names its product endoplasmic reticulum metallopeptidase 1-like. The transcript is spliced from 12 exons. The record is from RefSeq and is a predicted model, not a curated record. Lineage: Eukaryota; Metazoa; Arthropoda; Insecta; Diptera; Drosophilidae. Bases 636 to 3251 code for a protein of 871 amino acids. Gene Ontology annotation, molecular function: metalloexopeptidase activity. Gene Ontology annotation, biological process: proteolysis.
ACCUUAAUUCAGUUUCGCUACCCGUCGAUUCCUAAACAAAAUGCGGCCAGUCCGGUGAUGUAGAAUGCCAUUCGUUCGAACUUGUGAACAGUUCACAUCAAUUUUUUUCUGAACUUGCUUUGUAAAAUAUUAAAAAUUUAUUAGUGCUACCCCAAACCAACACAACCCGAAAAUUAACAAAGUGCUUAUUUUUUCCAUUCCAAAAUGCUCUUGGUGUAAGUGUGUUCAAGCUCUCAAUAUUGUCGAGAUAUGGUGAGUCUAAGAUAUUUUUGUUGUUUGCUAGAACAUUCAUUCUGUAGUCCGUGGCGCGGCCCUUCCUCCUCGUCGAAAAAAUACGCUGAUCUGUAGCCCGCACUUUAGUGUAUAGUCGAAUGUUUUUUGAGCUUUGUUCCGUGGACAAAUUCUCUGAUCUGUAGCCCGUAGCGCGGCUCCUCGAGGUCUGCUCACCCUUGAAAUCAUUGCCAACGGCCAGGAUGCGCGACUUGAGCGGAUCGUCCUGUGAGAAUGCGCUAAGGAAUGAAUGGUGCAAUCAUAGGUUAUUCCGACCGAUUUUUGAAUAUAAAAGACUCCACUUUCCAAUCAACCUCAUUCUGUUAAAGAUAUCGUUCUGAGCAAGAGCCGCAGACCAGAGCAGAAUGGGCGACAAGGACCUUCUUUUGACGGAAUCACUUGAUUCGAUUGAAUCAGCCAGUGUGAAAAAGAAUGCAGGAAUUAAGAGUCAGAUACCCAAAAUUCCAUGGUAUAUGGACGGUGGCUUCGUCAUUUUCUGGGCCUCACUCUUCCUAACGGUCGUGGUGCCCCUCUUUUACCGCCUUCCUGAGGCCAAUACCCUCGAGGAUGUGGGCAAGGGAGUCUUUAUUGCCGAACGCGCCCAGGAAAAUCUCUACGAUUUUGCAAAGAUUGGCACCAAGUUGGUCGGAAGCGAUGGAAACGAGAAUAAAACCGUUCAGUAUAUUCUAAAAGAACUAGCUCUAAUUAAGGCGAAUGUUCUUGAAGACUAUUUCGAUAUGGAGAUAGACCAUCAACUUGCUUAUGGUUCGUAUGUGAGGGGCGGAGCACAAUACCAGUAUCAGGCUGUGCAGAAUAUAGUGGUUAAAAUAACGCCCAAGGGCAGUACGAGCCAAAAUUACCUGCUGGUGAAUUCCCACUUUGACUCAAAGCCCACCAGUCCAUCAGUCGGCGAUGCGGGUCACAUGAUUGUGACCAUGAUGGAGGUGAUCAGAAUUAUCACAACCUCGACGGAUAAGUUAACCCACUCAAUUAUCUUCCUCUUCAACGGAUCCGAGGAGAACUCCCUGCAGGCCUCUGACGGUUUCCUUACUUCACACAAAUGGGCACCAUACUGCAAGGUCGUAAUUAAUUUGGAUGCAGCUGGUAGUGGAUGUAGGGAGCUUUUAUUCCAGACCGGUCCCAACAAUACGUGGCUUGUCAAGUACUACAAAGAGAGUGCGAAACAUCCAUUUGCUACCACCAUGGCUGAGGAAAUUUUCCAAACUGGUAUUGUGCCCUCGGAUACUGACUUUGAUAUAUUCACCGACUAUGGUGACAUCGUUGGUUAUGACAUUGGUCUGGUUUGCAACGGUUUCGUCUAUCACACAAAGUACGACCAAUAUGAUAUCAUACCUCGGGCUUCUAUUCAGAACACGGGAGACAACCUUUUGGCUCUGGUUAAAGCCCUUGCCAAUGCCCCAGAAUUGGCUGAUACCACUGAGACCGGAAAAGCCGUGUUCUUCGAUGUCCUAGGAUUGUUCUUUGUUAGCUACUCGGCGGACAAUGGAAAAACCUUCAACUAUGCCGUGGCUGGGGUGGCCAUUAUCCUGGUUUAUGUAUCUCUUUUGCGCAUAGCGGAUGUCUCUAACGUUACCGCAGCACAGGUCCAAGGCUGGUUCGUCCUCAUCCUUGUCCUUCAAGUGAUAGCCUUUGUGCUGGGACUAGCUCUUCCCAUAGUGGUCGCAUAUGUGUUCGAUAAGUACGGACUAUCGCUCACCUACUUCAGCACUCCGGCUCUUUCCAUCGGCCUGUACGUUUGCCCAAGUCUUGUGGGACUGGCUCUUCCCAGUUUCAUUUACCUCAGGCUGCAGAAGAAUGAGAAAAUCACCUACGCCCACCAACUGCAAAUGGCUCUCCAUGGGCAUGCUAUUGUUCUGUCGAUCCUUGGGAUUGGCAUCAAUUAUUACGGCCUGCGUAGUACAUAUAUCAUUACGUGGACCCUGGUCUUCUAUGUCAUCCCUAUGGCUCUUAAUUUGCUGAGCACUCUCCAGGAUCGCGGAUACUCAUGGACUGGGAUCUUAAAACUGACACAGGUCGUCCCGUUCCUUUACAAUAGCUAUCUUUUCUACACAUUCAUUGUGAUUCUAACCCCAAUGAUGGGUCGUUUUGGACAGACCACCAAUCCUGACUUGAUCAUUUCUGCCAUGGCCGCCUUGGGAACUAUUCUUUCAAUGGGAUUUUUGAUUUUGCUUAUAAAUGUCUCACGUCGAUCGGGUUAUAUUCUGCUGGCUUUGUUGGCCGUAAGUGCGGCCACUAUUUACAUUGCCAGCUCCACGGAAAUUGGUUUUCCAUAUCGUCCAAGGACUAAUGUCGAAAGGGUAUACUAUUUGCAUGUGCGCCGAACCUUUUACGAAUACGAUGGAACCAUUAGCAAGGAUGAGUCCGGAUAUCUGUUCAACUUCCAGGAUCGUCGUGGUAGUGCUCCCCUACUGGAAGCCAAAGUGGAUCUAACUGGCAUGGUGAGCAUGGCAUCCGACUGUGCCAAGUACAUGAUGUGCGGAGUGCCAUAUCCCGAUUCUCGCUAUGUGAAGAAUCGUCUGAACGGAACUUGGUUGCCUCGGGAAAUACCCAUUGAACCUGCCACCGAUGAACCCUUGGUGCUUCUGAACAAAACUGUUUUGGAAGAUGGCAACACUGUUCGGUUCGAAUUCGAGAUAAGGUUCACAGACCAUUCGACUCUGUACAUUGAGCCUUAUGUGGAUGCAACCAUCACCAAGUGGUCGCUAAUUGAAAGCUACUUGUCCACUACCCCACCCUAUUAUGUGUUCUUCACUUACGGGGUAGAUGAUUCUCCUCUUAGUGUUACUAUUGAGAUUCAGAAAUCCAACGGAGACUUCAACGUACCAGUCUGUGAAAUCGGAGUUGGCAGACAGUUUAUGCAUACUUCAGGCGAUAUAACUGCUCAGGAAUUUGCCAAGACAUUCCCCGACUCCGCGGUCCUGAUUGAAUGGCCAGCGGACUACCACCGAUACAUAUUUUAGACCGAAUCUAAGUUGAUUAAUUAGUAUGAAUUUGAAUU